AUGGAUAGAAAAAACAGCUCAAUGAUAGCUGAGUUUGUUUCGUUAGGGCUCACCAGCAGUUGGAAACUUGAAAUUUUCUUUUUUUGCAUAUUUUUGGUGGCCUAUGCAGCAAUCAUGGCAGGGAAUCUACUCAUUGUUCUCACUGUAACCUUUGACUCCCAGCUCCAUUCAAUACCAAUGUACUUCCUCCUGGGAAAUCUCUCCUUUCUUGAUAUGUGUAUUUCUACAAUAACAACCCCUAAGAGGAUGACAGAUUUCCUCAGGGAGACUAAAACUAUCUCCUUGUGGGGUUGUAUGACUCAGAUGUUCUUCCUUCACUUCCUAGGGGGAAGUGAGAUGACUCUUCUCAUAGUCAUGGCUGUGGAUAGGUACAUUGCAAUAUGCAACUAUACAGCCAUCAUGAACCACAGGGUGCUGGUGGGAUCUGUGCUGCUGUCCUGGGCUGUUGGUUUUGUGCAUACAAUGAGCCAGAUGGUCCUCGCUGUCACCUUGCCAUUCUGUGGCCCCAAUGUAGUGGAUGACAUAUUUUGUGACCUUCCCCUAGUAUUGAAGCUUGCCUGCACUGAGACCUAUGUUCUGGAGUUGCUAGUGAUUGCUGACAGCGGUCUGUUGUCUUUCAUCUGCUUCAUAAUCUUGCUCAUUUCCUACACUAUCAUUCUGGUAACUGUGCGCAGUCGCUCCUCAGCAGGACUCUCCAAGGCUCUGUCUACACUGUCUGCUCACAUCACGGUGGUCACUCUGUUCUUUGGGCCCUGCAUUUUCAUUUACAUUUGGCCAUUUAGUAGCUUCUCAGUGGACAAAUUUCUUUCUGUAUUUUAUUCAGUUAUCACUCCCUUACUAAAUCCCAUUAUUUACACUCUGAGGAAUCAGGAGAUGAAAUCAGCCAUGAGCAGAUUGAGGACAAGACAUGUGAGCUCCAGACAAACCUCAUAG
Messenger RNA from Dipodomys spectabilis (banner-tailed kangaroo rat), 933 nucleotides. RefSeq names its product olfactory receptor 4L1-like. Gene Ontology annotation, cellular component: membrane. The record is from RefSeq and is a predicted model, not a curated record. Gene Ontology annotation, biological process: G protein-coupled receptor signaling pathway. Gene Ontology annotation, molecular function: G protein-coupled receptor activity; olfactory receptor activity. Lineage: Eukaryota; Metazoa; Chordata; Mammalia; Rodentia; Heteromyidae.